AAUCACAAAGCAGCAAUGCACUCGCUACGGUUUCUGAGUGCUGAAGUUCUGGUAUCUAAGGGGCAGUUGGUAAGGCAGAACCUGAGCCAUCUUGCGCACAACCUCUUCCCUCUUCUUUUUAAGGCAAGCUACUUACAGGAGCAGGUGGAGGUGAUUCAUGACCUGGUGGAGAACUGGCCACUGGCCGAAUUCAAUGUUGGAAAGUUACUGGGAAAGACAGCUGAUCACCCAGAAGACAUCAGUAACCGAGCCUGUUCUCUGUGCCUGACCAGCUGCCUAGCUGGUUUGAAGGACUAUGUUUUGAAUUUCUCAUCACCCUAUGCGAAACGACUCAAAACCGUGGACUUAACAGGCAUAAAGGAUGUUGAAGUUCAACUCUGCCCCUGUAGAAAAACAAUGGGACGGUGGGCCCGGACAGAACUUCUCUCAAGGACCUGCUAUGACCUGCUGGUGGACAUGCAAAACUCGCCCUUCCUUCCUGAUGUGUUUGAAGUCUCUGUGGAUGUCUAUGCCGACAUCUUUGUUACUGAACGAAACUAUGAGUUAGUUGUCCAGGCACUGCUAAUGAGGUGUCACUGCCCACUCAAAAUCCGCUGCAAAGCCUUCCGAGUGGACAAUCUGGCUCUACGGAAGCUCUUCUACAUCAUAAAGCUUACGGAGCCCUCUUCCCUGGGCAAGUUUGAAGUAGUUCACAAUGUUAGGCUCCAUAUGGAACAUUUGCAAGUGCUUUUUAAUAACGUCCAGUUUCCUAAACUGGCAUCACUCACACUGCCAGCUGGGACCUUUGAUGUGAGAAGGCUCACACCAGAGGAUGAAGACAUUCUUUCAGGAAUUGCGGAAAAGAUGAGCCAAAUGACUCAGCUGACGGAGUUGAGCCUGGCAUUUUCCACCCUCACCGGACGGCUCCGUAAACUGCUCAGUCCUUUGAAGACACCGCUGAAAAUGCUGGAUGUUUCCAACUGUUCUCUGAACCAUCCUGACAUGGCUUAUUUAGCCAACAGCCUGCAUUCUGAGAAUCUAGAAGCUCUUGAUAUCAGUGGACAUGAUGUGGCUGAUUUGUACCCAUCAACCUUCUUCAAACUCCUGAACCGUUCGUCUUAUACACUGAAAAGCCUCACACUUGAGGAAUGCAACAUUCAGGACAUUCAUGUCAACAUGCUGAUUUUGGGGUUGAUUCCUUGUCACAAAUUAGAGGAGCUAAAGUUCCUUGGAAAUCCUCUAUCUUCUCGAGCCUUGAAAUGCCUUUUUAAUGUUUUCAUUGAUUUUCCAAAGCUGAAAUAUAUCGAAUUUCCGGUUCCGAAAGAUUGCUAUGCAAGCAACAUCAGUUACCCAAUUGGGGAAAGUGAUCUUUCGAAAUUUGACCACCAGAAAUAUGAGAGAAUAGUCGAAGAUCUUCAUAUGAUUUUUUUGCAAGCAAAGCGGGAAGACAUCAAGGCUUCUACGCCCCUCUAUGGAGGGUAUGAUGCUGCAAUUCAGGAAACAGGAAAUGAACUAGGAAUUUCUUUGUUGAAGUCAUUCCAAGAUGCCCUACAAAAUUUCAGCGUGGCCCUUAAGGAAAUGAGCUGAAGUUUGAAGCUGAAGUGUAUGUAAACGAAAUAUGAGCACAUAGGGAGAAUUGAAAAGGGUUUGUGGUACCCUCAAACUCAUAUCGUGGUCACCUUAUGGUUGUUCUAUAACCAUCCCCUUUGAUACUGGUUUGACCUUCCAAUAUCUUCAUUUCUUGAGAAAAUUCAGACAUACAUACUAAAAAUAAGAUAAAUCACAAAUCUAUAAAAAAAGUAUGCAUGGACAUAGUGACACCCAUCUGUUCCCUAUUACACAAUGCAGUGUUGUUGGGCAGGCACUCUGUUUAGGGAAUUCCAGAGCAAGCAUACAGUAAAUGCAAAACUGCAACCCACAUUGCAUCCUUCCUCAUUUAUUUUUAUAGAUAUUUUGGCAAGAAAUUGAAGCCCUCAUUGACAAAUAAAAUAUCUGAUAUGGAUGCUAAAUAGAUGAUGGUUUCAGAAUACUUCGACAUAUGGUACUUACUAUUUUAAGGUCAUGAGCCAACCUGAGAUUUCACAGUGUCUAUGCAUUCAAUACUAAGGUGAGAUAUUCCUGCCAGUCUCUCUUCUUUUUAAUUUGUGGAAUGGACAUCUUAUCCUAGACUGCCCAGUCUACCCAGUUUGUCCAAGAGAACGUGAUUCAAUUAAAUGAUUUCUAUGCAUGUAUGAGUUAGGGAAAUGACUACCACUCUCUAAUUUUCAAUGUUUUUCUUAGUAUAUCAGAUGUUAAGUGCCACAUAUGACUGAGUUAUACACAAGAAAUAUAGACUAUAUAUAUUUUUGCCGGAUUUUGCCUGACAGUAUAUUUGAUAAUAACUACAGAGAAGUAACAAGUUUAUCGAAAUGCGUUUUUCUCUUAGAGUUCUUAUUCUUCUACUUCGCUUCUCAUUUUCUUGCCCU
Notechis scutatus (mainland tiger snake) is the source of this 2444-nucleotide messenger RNA. It is a transcript of the gene LRRC14B, whose product is annotated as leucine rich repeat containing 14B. Gene Ontology annotation, cellular component: cytoplasm. Lineage: Eukaryota; Metazoa; Chordata; Lepidosauria; Squamata; Elapidae. The record is from RefSeq and is a predicted model, not a curated record.